Colius striatus (speckled mousebird) is the source of this 812-nucleotide messenger RNA. Its product is annotated as EOLA-like protein. Bases 88 to 552 code for a protein of 154 amino acids. The transcript is spliced from 3 exons. The record is from RefSeq and is a predicted model, not a curated record. Lineage: Eukaryota; Metazoa; Chordata; Aves; Coliiformes; Coliidae.
GGGGCGGCAACGCGGCCCCACGAGCGGAGAGGCGGGUGCGGAGCAACCGACGCCAGGAAACAAACGGGCUCUGAUGCGAGGAAAACGAUGAAGUUCGGUUGCAUUUCUUUCCGACAACCCUACGCAGGCUUAGUUUUAAACAAAGUCAAAACAGUGGAGACUCGCUGGCGGCCUUUGCUAGCCAAGUACAAGAACUGCACCAUUGCUGUUCAUAUAGCUAUUAAUGACUGGCAAGAUGACACGUGGAGACAGAUUCUUCUGAAUAGGUUUGGUAUGACACCAAAACAAGUGCAAGAUGUGUUGGAUGAAGGGGAAAAAUUCGGCAGAGGAGUUAUUGCAGGAUUAAUUGAUAUUGGAGAGACAUCACUAUGUCCAGAAAACUUGCCUCCUGACAAGACUCUGGAGCUGGAAGACAAAGCUGUCCUUAGUAAUCUAGAACAGAAAUACUUGACUGUUGUUACAAAUCCAAGAUGGCUCUUGGAACCAAUUCCUGCCAGAGGGAGAAGAGGUGUGUGGGAGGUAGACAUCCCUGAAGAACUGAUCCCUUCCUAAGUGUAGGUGUUGCCCCUCACAACUGUUUUUCCUGCCUACAUGCAAAUUUGUAAUUCACAAGUCAGCAUCCUGAAUAGCAGCAAGUUGUUUAGGACUUCCUUCCAAAAUUGUUUGAAAUAGCAAAUACAUUUGGAGAGCUGCUGUCUGGAGGUGAAAGAAACAAGAUGGCAUUUUUCUGAACAUUACUGGAAAUUAUUAAAGGUUUACUAGGUUUUUCCUACAGAAGUAACUCAAGUAAAUGCAAUUUUUGUAAAGAUGGA